AUGUGCACCGUGCACGCGCCCAUUGCGCGCGUCCGGGGUCUGCGCGCGCCCGGGGUCUGCGCGCGCCCGGGGUCUGCGCGCGCCCGGGGUCUGCGCGCGCCCGGGGUCUGCGCGCGCGCGCGUACUCCCGGGCGCGCUGCCGGAGUGGCGCGCGACGGGCUGGAGGGCGCUCCCGGUGCCGGAGCGGCGCAGUGCAAGGAGGAGGCAGAGCCCGGACCGACCCGGGUGAAGAUGGCGGGGCUGCUGGCAGCCUCUCCCCGGCGUUCAGAUGUCCAACCAUCAAAGAGAGAUGAUCGACAGAGAUUGGCCAAGGAAAGGCGAGACGAGCGAGACAGAUCUCUCGCCGUGAAGGAGCUGCAAAUCCUGCAAAAGGAGAGAAAGGCGCGGCUGCUGUACGAGAAGCAGAUCGAGGAACGGUGGAGGAAGCUGGAGGAGCAGCGUCAGCGUGAAGAGCUGCGCAGGGCGGCCGUGGAGGAGAAACGGAGGCAGAGGUUCGAAGAAGAGAAGGAGCGUCACGAAGCCAUGAUGCGUCGCACUUUAGAACGUAACCAGCAGUUAGAACAGCGACAGAAGAGGUGGUCGUGGGGAGGAACAGCAUCCACGGGGACUGGAACCGGAGAUUGUGAAUCAGAAAAUACCCCACCCCCUCCUAUAGAUCUAGCAGCCAACACCUAUUCUCCAGAGCCUGUGGUCAUUGAUGCUGCUGCUGCUAAUGCUGCGGCUGACAGGCUCUCAGCUUCUGUUGCGGACCUUCCCAAACAAAUGGAGUCACCGGUCCACAAGCUGUCGCCCUCCUCUGCUGCAGCAUCCCCAGGCCCCCCUGAAAGAGACUUAGGUAGUCCCCUCAAGAGUCCUUCCAAACCUACAAGUCCAAGUGGAGACAGACAGAGUGCAGCAACCGCUUCUACCUUGCCAGGAGAAACCAAAGGGAGUCCAGUGACGGAAACUCAGCAGGGAGUCUGGAGCAGGCCUCAAAGGAACAAAGUGCCUGGGGCAAGCCGAAAGAAGCAGGGAAGGCCUGGAGAUGGCGGGAGAGCUGAGAUGGUAUUACUGGAUUCCCAAAGCUCUGGCAUGACUGAGAAAGUGAAGAAGGAAAAGAAGCACUCAUCCAGUACAGGGUCCAGUGCCACAUCCACCUUCAGAAGAUCCCAGUCUCCAGCAAACAUGUCUAAAAGGUCAUCAUCACCUGCGGUGAAGGCCAGUUCAAAGACUCGAACACAGUCUCCCAGCUCUUCCAAAGAGUUUCCGCCAUCUCCAACUUCCAGUGGAAAGUCUUCUCCCAUGAGGCGGAGGCCAUCUUCGAACAACAUUGCAGAGAGUGCGAAAAAGGGCAGAGAGAAGGGAGAGGUGGCACGACAGAAAUCCGAGGAGGCAGAACAAGCUGAGAGUGAACCUCCAUCUGUGACAACUCCAGUCAAAGAACACGACAGGAAGAAGGCAGCUGUGAGUGAAGAUACAUCCAGCAACAAGACCAUGGCAGGAACAUCAAGUCCAGAGGAAGCAGCUAAGCUUCUAGCAGAAAGGCGAAGACUUGCACGUCUGCAGAAGGAGAUAGAGGAGCAGGAGCGGCGAGAACAGGAGGAAGCUGAGAGGAAAAUGAAGGAAGAGCUGGAAAGAAAAGAGGCUGAAGAGAAGGCACGCCGUGAAGAAGAGGCACGCAGGCUUGAGGAAGAGCAGAAACAGCAGGAGCUGGAACGUCAGAAGAGAGCAGAGGAAGAAAGAAUCUUAAAGGAACAGCAGGAGAAAGAACUCCUGGCAAGACUGGAACAGCAGCGGGAAGAAGCUGAAACCAAGGCUCGAGAGGAAGCUGAAUGGCAGCGUCAAAUAAGAGAACAGGCCUUUCAGCAGGUCGAACAGGAGAGGCUGGAGAGAAAGAAGAGAAUAGAAGAGAUUAUGAAGAGAACCAGACGAAGUGAUGUUGGAGAGAUCAAGAAAGAAGAAAUUAAAGUGGAGAUUGAACCAGCCACAAACGGGGUAAAGAAGGAUCAAAUCUUAAGCGCUAUGGAACCAGUGGAUAUCGACACAGCUCUGAUCUGUUUGGAGGGCAAGAAGGAUGAGGCAGCUCAUUCUGCUGUCAUCCCAGCUGAGGCUGUACCUGUCCUGGAAGUGGUGGCAGCACCUGAGCAAGUGGAUGAGCAACCUAACAGUGUGGAUGAUUCGACAGAUGAGUUGCAGUCAAUGGACGUAAGCCCUAUGUCAAAGGAUGAAGGUAUAUCGAUCCCUGAGUUCUCUCCACUAAAUGAAAUGAGCCACGAUGUGGAACUUGAGAAGGACCAGACUGGGCUGAGUGAUGCACAGGCUGUUGAAGAUCUCAUUGACCUGACAGGACAUUCAACUUACAAUAAGUUAUCCCAGGAUAAGAUCAGCAUGGAUGACUGUAACAAAAACUUGAUUGAGGGGCAGUGCAUUUCCAUGGAGAAUCCUCUUCUCACAUUGCUGACUAAAUCUGCUGAGGAAACUCAUAUACAGACAUCAGCAGAGCUUUGAACACAUGGGCCACUGAGUUGAUUAGUCCAGCACGACUGUGUCUUUGUGAAGAUUAAUGUAGCCUUUGUUAACCAACAGCAGUCCUUCACGCAGCAGUUCAAAUUAUCUGUAUUAAAUGUGUUUUUUAUUUUAAGAAAAUGUACAAACAUUGACUCUGGCCAGAAUGGUCAGUUUGAACAAAACACUUGAGUGCUAUUUAUCCUGCAAUUAAAAUGUAUUAAUAAUAAAAACUCGCUCAUAAUUAUGGUAAAACUCAUUUUUCUCAGGCCUUCCUAUUAUUUAAACUAAAUGCUGCUCACAUUUUCAGAUAGUUGUGAAUAUUAUUGUAAUUUACUAAGCUUCUGCAUACUUCUCUUAAUAUUCAAGCCUAUUUACUGAAUUGCCUCAGGAGAAAGUGUAUUUAAUUGUCGUGUGAAUGAUGCUUGUUGUAAUGCAAAGUAUAGAUUAAGGGAUAUUGUAAUGUGUACUUAGAAAACUCAGGAAUUCUUCAGUGGCAACUGAAUGUUAAUUUUUAAAUGUUAUAUUAUGAUUCACUAAACAUUUUGCCACAUAUCUAAUGAAUUUUAUAAAUGAAUAUUCUGCAUUUCUUAAUUUUUUAUGCUAAAAAUAAUGUGCAGUUCUUCUGUUAAGUUGAUAGUUAACUAUUAUUCAAAUACAGCAUUAACACCCAUAAUAAAGUGAAUAUAGUUAAUACAUAGAAUAAAUAUAUCACAAUUGACUCAGAAAAGUAAUUAACAGAGUGAUUUAUCUUUAAAUGUACAUCGUCAUGUUCUCAAUUUGCACGGAUUUUCACUUGUACUUCAAAGGAAGGAAGCAAAAUCUGGUUGAAAAUCUGUAGUUGAAAUUCUUUACAUAUUUUGGCAGAGAAACACCAAGCAUGUCAUAGACAGCUAUUCGGGAUUUUCACUUGCAGACAGCAUCUUCCCCCCGUGUUUUCACCAAUAAAGUGACUCUCACUUUGAAAUUGUGCAAUUAUACAAUCAAAUAUAUACUGCAGAUUUAAAAGGAUGUUUUUAAAAUUCUUCUUCAAAAUGUAAUGCCUAAAAGUAAUAUAUGUGGUCAUUGGGGAGAACCACUCCUUAAAUAUUUCCAUCAGUACAGGUACCCAAUAAAGGGCAAAGGAAAUGAAAAUAUCAGUUAAAAGUGCAGCAGUCGUCGUUUCUUUCUUGAAUAGAUCUUGUUGACUAGAUAAUUACUACUGAUUAACAAAUAGCAAGGUUAUUAAGUGUUUAAAGAUCCAGAUAGGAUUGGAAAACUUUCAGGCUUGUCCUCAAGGAAUUGAAUAUUAAUAUCCUGAGCACCACUGCAAGUGGACAUUGAGAAACGUCAAAUGCAAAUUAAAACUACUGAAAUCAUAUUUUCAUUUCCUUGGAACUUUUUUUCCAAUCAUUAGUUGCCAAGGGGGUAAGAAAAAGAAUUGUUUGACUGAGCAGGAUAAUUAGAAGUCGUCAUAUUAUGUCAUUUCCAGAAGUGCCUGUGACCAGACUUUUCCACCCUAGAUCCAAAACAUCCAGCAGAACAUAUUGAUUGGCUUCAAUCUGUCCAGUACCACCAUGAUUCCCAAUGUUUCUUUGCAAAGAUCACAUAGCAUUUGUUAACCAAUCAUUAGCUUGAACUCAGGCAAGUAUCUGAUCUCAGGCAAGUUGUGGCUGAGUGCAGGGUUCGUGCCAGUUUCAAUUAAUUAUUUCCUUAAUCUUGUUGUUUUGCUGCAAGAACUACCUGAUGAUAAAUGUGAAUGAUUGGUUACAGAUGAAAAAAACGACGAUAGACAAUCUGAAAUAGUUUGUGAUUUCAAACAAAAUGGUUCCAAAACAUAAAGUUGACAGCUAUGCUGAUAGUUACGGUAACUGCAUAUUUCAGGGUAAUGUCCUGGAUUGUGACACUGGGCAUAACCACUGUGUAUCUAUUAUUUGUUGCUGUGGGAACCAAGCUUGGUCAACUGCGUCAAGUAGCACAUUUCCAUUUGGAAAGAUUGUGUUACACAGAAUCAAAUAGUGAUGGGUUAUUUAUCUCUGCAAAGUCCAUGGUUGCUUGUUGCCAAGAAAAGCAGUAUUUCUUUAAGUAAACCUAAAUAUAUAUGUGGUAAAUUGAACUGCUGGCUUAAACAUUUACAAAUCAGUUUAUCAGCUUUUGUUGGAUAGUAGAAUGAAUUUCCCAGUGCUUAUUAAUUGCAGAACUACUGUUAUUAUGUGUGAUUGUACACACAUGUAUGGCCAAAUUGUUUCAUUGCACUAAUGGAUCCAUUCUGCCAGUGGAUGGUCUACACAAUGGUUUGCAUGCCACAGCAGUCUGUACAAAUUAUCUCAUUUGAGAAAGCUACAAUAUAUACCACAUCCAGUGAACAAUUUAUGCAUCUGUAAUAACUCACUGAUAAAUAGUUGUUGUUGGCCAAUGUACAAUCAUUGUUGUGUAGUUGCUGAUGUGCUAAAUCUCAUAAUGUGGAGCAUGUAUGUGUAAAGCAUCAAUAAAUUUGUAUUGUAAUUGCUGCUAUGUUGUGAAACAUCUGUUCACAAGUAAUUUAGACAAACGGUAAACUUUGAUGCAAUGAACAAAACAAAAAUAAUAUUCUUUGGACGAAAGGAGGAGGUGAGCUCAUGGUCAAACGUCUGACAACUGAUGUUAUGAGUAAUAGAAAUAAUUAAAUUCUUAAGUUUUUUAAUCAAA
Messenger RNA from Amblyraja radiata (thorny skate), 5151 nucleotides. RefSeq names its product MAP7 domain-containing protein 2. Gene Ontology annotation, cellular component: microtubule cytoskeleton. The transcript has 18 exons. The record is from RefSeq and is a predicted model, not a curated record. NCBI's taxonomy places the organism in Eukaryota, Metazoa, Chordata, Chondrichthyes, Rajiformes, Rajidae. Bases 1 to 2487 code for a protein of 828 amino acids. Gene Ontology annotation, biological process: microtubule cytoskeleton organization.